AUGCAGCAAUCCGCCCUGAGUCACUUCGUUGGGUACCUCGGGGAAUCGUUCGAUGCCGAAAUAAGGCAACGUUUGGAAGAUGCUGUGGAGGCGUGCCAAGCUUCGGCGUUGUCAGUGCCGAAAUGCGCUCAACGCAUCCUCGGAGAGUUCAUGGCGCCACUAUCGAAGAGCUUCACACUGGUGGAGGUCAUGGACCCCAAGACCGCGCUAGACCGGGAGCUACAGGUGCUCUAUUCGGCAGAUCUGGCGGCGUCAUACGUGAUCCUGUUCUGCCCGCUCAAGGUGAGGCAUGAACUCUACCGAUACCUUUGGGGGCGAGGUGCGUUCCUCGACGGCAACGUCAACUGGCUGUGCUGCCCGUGGGUGCUGAACCAGGGAGCGCAUGACGCCGAGUAUCACAAGUUGGCGGUCGACUUGAAGCAGCUUUCGGAUGACGAACUGAUAGACAUCAUCAGGCUACACAAGAACUACCUCUCCACCGACUAUGUCAAACAACGUUCGAGAAAUUCACUUAAACGCCUGGACCGGCAUUCGCUGCUUUCGGUGUUCCAGUCAGUUAUGUUGCGCGUGCUUUGGGGGCACGAGGCCAUAUCGGAUGGUCCGAAGCCACGACCAAGCGACGACAUCAUAAACUCUCCGGACGACCUCGAGCGGAUGGCGCGUGAGUUUGCCGGAGAGAAGGCGCGGAAAGAGGAAAUUCGCAUGAACACCCUUGCUGGGUGGUUGGAACAUUACAGAGAUAAUACGAGGCAAAAAACGCAUGCGGAAAACCUGAAACAUAGGAAGCUGCAGCUAAGGGAGACUCAGUACCACGGUCAGAUGAGACGUUCACUCGAGGUGGUCACUAACCACCUGAAGAGGUUCAACGAAACAUUCCGCGGGGCUCCAGGAAAUAUGCCGUUCGCGCAAGCAGCGAGGAUGUAUACGUCGGAAAAGAUGCCUGGAAUCGGACAGAUUGGUGACCACGUGACCGUGGAGGGAAUAAGGCGUGCGUUUAACAUGUUGAUCGACUUCUACCGUGGUAAUUUGGCCAGUGUAUCCGACAUUUACGGGUACUUGCCAGGGAUAUCGUCUCUCAGACUGCUCAAGUUCCUGCUGUCAUAUGAAAAGCACGACCUCAUGGCGCUGCUGUCCGCCGUUCUGCUCGCUCUCCCGGAAUUCAGGCCUAUAGAAACGCAUCAGGAUUUCGCACAGUAUACCUUGCUUCCAUUCAAAACCGUUGCCAAGCUGUGCUUCGUUGCGAUUAUGCGAAUCAACCCAGAUAUCUCAAAGGUGGACGUCGGCGUCCAGCUGGAUGAUGAUGAGAUACGUUCUAACUCCCACAUAUGGGAUGAGUCGUCUGUUAGCCGAACUCCAUAUGACGAAAUUGGCAGUAGUUCCUGCGAGACCUCACCGUCUCAAUCAGAACAGUCCAUGUCGUACAGUACCUCAGCUAAGGAAUGUCAACGUGAGGAUUUCUUUGACAUUCCUGGUAACAAACCGUCAACUGCGGUAGAUGAUGAUGAUGAUGAUGGCGGUGACGAUGAAGAUGACGAUGACAACGACGAUUAUGAUGAUAGUCAAGUUGCAAUGAUCAAAGGUCACAUACAGACAAAUGGAGAGAGGGUGGAUAAUGUUGCGUCGAUGGUGUUUACAACCGAUGAGCUGAAGCCGAUCGCAAGCUACAUAGACAGUAAAAAGAGCAAAAUCGUGGAUGCAACUUUGGGCGGCGAACGCAAUAAGUGCCUAAUGCUGAACACUAGGCGUUCCAGACUUGUCACUGAGGCGAUAUUAAUGCACCUGUCAAACUACGACGCAGUUUACGAAAUACUCAAGGAUCGAGAUAUCGAAUUGCCUCCACAAGACGAAACUGACGCCACCAAAGAAGCUAUUCGAAAGUACAAGCUUGCGGUGGUCAUCAAGCGCGCUACAGACAGCGAACUCGAAGAACUAUAUGGAAAGGUCCUCGAAAGCUCAAAGAUGCACGAGGAACUUAGAAUACCGGAAGAUAUAUACAAACUUAGCUCUCAUUGUCUCCUGGACAGACUAGAAGAAAAUGUGAACGACGAUGAUGUUUAUGUGAGGUUGUGUGAACUGCUACAGCGAACGGAAGAAGAGGCAACCGCUGGCUCGCAGCAGCCGCGAACGCAGACGGAGCCUGAUUGGGGAGCGGAAAACGAAGCUACCUUCACGGAAUGCAAAUAUGACAGCGAUGGUCCGGGAUACGAUACCGAAGCGUCCGGUACAACUAUAACGGAGAGAGAGCAUUAUCUGAACCUGUUGGAAGGCGAGGACCUCGCACCGUUUCUAGACACCACAUUCUCCAGCGACUACCCCAACUUGAUGACCGACUCUGAACUAAAGAGACUGGGUGAUCAAGUCCUCAAACGCAUGGAAACGUCUGAAAAUUGUGAAAUCAUACAUUACGAUACCAGCGGUAAAGGAACGAGGCCCUUUAACCUGUAUUCGCUUCCAGUACACGUGGCGCAAACAGGCCAGCAGCAUGCAUAUAGAUCGGGUAAUGGGAGGGCCAGAUGUGGAUUUCGUUUGUUUGCGUCACGAGGCGGCAUUAAUGCUGAAACUGCCAUACCGACGGGCGUGGGUGUGGAGCACGAUGAAAAAGGAGUAGUUGAACCCAGCUACGGCGUCGGGAUAUUUCCCAAGCGGAUGCCAGACCCCAAGGCUCUCUCGUGGCAGUUCCCAGACGCGAUGCCGAAUUACAAGCUGUUGCGUAACCGCGUAUCUCAGGAUGGCGUGGAGCCACAUGUGAACCCGUGGCAACAACUGGGGCUUAAUUCGGAUGUGGCUUCCGCUGCAGUUGGCUGGAUUCGCAAAUGCCUUCUGGAUAGCGUCGGUCGUUCUGAGCAGCCUGGGUUGGAGAUACAACCCACAGAAAUCCAGAGCAUGGCCAUCAAGCACAUGUUACAGGACAGCGGAGAUGUCGCAUUGGCGUCGAACGCCGCCAGCGGCAAAACCCUAGCGUACCUACUGCCCGUAAUACAAAAACUAAAGGAACAUGAGAAGCUUAAACUCCGCCACCCGAAUGCGCCUAGGGCGCUCAUCUUAGUUCCUUCACGGGAGCUUGCCGACCAGACCCUGUCCGUUAUAAAGGGGUUAGGCCACACCGUUAAAAUCAGCAGCGAAGGAGUGGCUGGAGGGCGCUACAAGGGCCGGCAACGGGACCACAUGAAGCGCCUCGUGGACAUUGUGGUCGCUACACCGGAGCGGCUGCUGAAAAUGAUAAAGCACGUACGGUUGCACAAACUGCAGUUUCUAGUGCUAGACGAAGCCGACACCCUCCUCAACGAGGGUUUCUGGCCAGAUAUCGCAAAGGUUCUCGAUUACAUCAAGCAGCCCUACAGGCUGGUGCAGGUGGCUGCAUCGGAUAAGUACCUCCUGCAUUUCGAAAAGGUCCAACGGGCGCUUGCAAAGGUUCCGAACAUGAGGGGUGUCCAGAACAGCACCCCUGAGAGGAAUGCCAAGUACCUUGAGAGGCUUACGGGGUGCCACCAACUGGUUGACAAAGCUUGGGUGGAUCGUCCGAACCGCGGUGUGUCUCACGAGUUUCGAUAUCUCAAGGGCGAAGACAAGGCUCGCGAACUGGUUAAUCUCCUCAAAUACGACAGCGCUCGCCGUUGCUCUAAGGUCGUGGUAUUUUGCAACAGCAUCCCAAGCUGCCGUGCAGUGGAGUACAUCCUUCGGGACGCUGGGCUGCCGGCUACUAGUCUGCAUGGCAAGAUUCCCCUGAUGAGGCGCAGGCAGUACUACGAGGACUUCAACAAUAGUGCCAGCGGCAUACUCGUCUGCUCGGACCUGGCCAGCCGCGGACUCGACUUCAACGCGGAUGCCGUGAUCAUGUUCGACUUCCCCAAGAACAGCAUGGACUAUCUCAAGCGGUGCGGGCGCGUCGGCAGGAUGAUAAACAACGACGGCAUCGCCCCCAGGGGCUACGCCAUCAGCCUCGUGAAGAAGCGUGACCGCAACCUGGCUAUGGCGAUAGAGCGCAGCGUUCGCAUGCCAUUCUUCCCCAUAUCCAACCUAAGCCGCCACAAGAAGGAUUACAACCAACGCAGCGGCAGAUUACGCCACCUCACACAGGCCGGCGGCUACUUCAAGCUGGCCAAGCUCAUCCGGCAGAAAGAAAUAGAGGGCACGUAUGACUACGCGAACAUGGACCAGUACCUGGAGGAGUUCAAGACCAACGUGCGGGAGAUGUACGACAGCUCGCUUAAGAAGAUCGUGCUGCGGCGCAGGCGCAUAUGCAAGCGCAGACGCAUCCUGGUCAGGCGGCUGCGACUCAUGAAACGCUACAACCGGGCGAUUCGGCUGAAGCAGCGGAUCAUCUCAACAGCUGACCGUAACCGGCGUCUGCGGAGGUUCAGCGCCCACGCGCCCAUGAAGGACGACGACCGAAGAUGCCCGCCCUUGAAGGACCUCAAGCCCAUCAGGGCGAAAAUUCUGGCGCUCAAGAUCAUGGAAGACAAGAUGACACGGCGGCUGCUAGAGCGCAACGAUCGGCGUUUGCGCAAGUUCAUUAACAAGACGCAGCUGACAGCUCGAGCGAUGGCCAAGCCGGAGGAGGACGCCGAGGAGGCGGUGAACCGCCAGCUACCCUUCACCAUCAUCGAAAGAGCAAAGGAGAUGCUCGGGAAAAAGGUUAAGCGCAUAUGCUCGUUGCUGUAG
This is a messenger RNA of Babesia bigemina, 4662 nucleotides long. RefSeq names its product RNA helicase family protein, putative. The transcript has a single exon. The record is from RefSeq and is a predicted model, not a curated record. Gene Ontology annotation, molecular function: nucleic acid binding; ATP binding. The coding region runs from base 1 to 4662 and encodes 1553 amino acids. NCBI's taxonomy places the organism in Eukaryota, Apicomplexa, Aconoidasida, Piroplasmida, Babesiidae.